GAACAGCUGCUGUGAGAGGAUGAUGCACCUCAGCGGACGCAGGUGCGCACUGUUCUCCAACUCUGAUUUGAUAUUCCAAUAACUUUUGCUGCGCCUGUUUUUGUGCGCAAAGUUCGGCGAGUCUCCGCUUCGGUUCCGCUCUCUCCACAAAUGGCUUAUUGGAUCAUCUUCCCGCAUUUGCACGCGACUGGCGCAGCUCUGGUCCUGCUCGCGCUGAUUCUGACAGGUGAUGCUGCCGCGGAUGUUUUCAACAGCCAUGGAUUAUCUUACGCCCUAAGGUCCGAGCUUUCUGAAGACACCAUACUGGUGGCUGAUAACGGGAUCCGCGUGCCUUUCGGGAGAUCCGUUUUCAUUGAUCCCAUUAAUGAUCUGGUUAUCCAAGUUCAGCCCGGCGAUAGAUGCAGCGUUACGGUUUUGGAUAACGACCCCUUGUCUCAGCGACCGGGACAGCUGUCUCCGAAAAAGUUUCCGUGUGAAUUUGGCCCCAACGACGUGAAGUAUUCCCACUUUGGCUCCAGGAGUCCCCCGAGAGACAGCGUGAGGUUACAACUCAGGUAUGACACCCAAACGGAUACGAUCAUUAUCCCGUUCAUGAUGGAGGUGGAAGUCAUUUUCACGCAGCUGGAAGUGGUUACCAAAAACAUGCCAGUCACUGUUGACAGCCUGCUGGGAAUGAGUAAUCCCAUCGAUAAAGGAAUUCUAGAAUUUACCUUUGAUAGAAACACACAGCAGUGCAAAGUAGUCUCCCCCUCCAGUGGAAGCAUGCUUCCCAGAUAUGGAAAACUUGUGGAUGAGGACAGCCUGGGAACAAUGUUAGACUGUGAUGAGUUUAUUAAAAUGAACACCUGUUAUCAGCACACCUCUGCUUUGAAGUCACCAAACAGAGAUUACAUUCCCAUGCUUGUGGAAUUACACGACAGAGAGGGAAAUGUGCUCAAGCAGGAAUUUUUCCAGAUUUUGGUGAGAAUAAAGGACGGAGAGGACAACACGCCUCCUAAACCCAGUUUUGUUGCUAUGAUGAUGAUGGAAGUUGACCAGUUCGUAAUGACCGCGAUAACCCUGGAUAUGUUAGCUGCGGAGGAUGUGGAGUCUAAUCCUGAUGAAUUAAUUUUCAACAUCACCUCCCCUCUCUCCUUUGAAGAAGGCUACAUAGUCAGCACCGAUGACAGGAAUUUACCAAUAACCUCGUUUUACCAAGGGGACCUCAAAGAAUUUAAAAUUGCGUAUAAACCUCCUGCUGUGGAUUCAGACACUGACCGGAUUUUCCAGAUUGAGUUUGAGGUGGUGGACACGGAGGGGGCUGUGUCAGACCCCUUUGCUUUCAUGAUUGUGGUUAAGCCUAUGAACACAUUGGCCCCUGUAGUCACCAAAAACACCGGCCAGUUACUGUAUGAAGGUCAAUCCAGGGCUCUGUCUAGUUCACAUAAUCUAGAAAUUAGUGAUGAGGACAAUUUAGACACAGUCAAAAUUUCUGUUAUUGAUGGCCUGAGGCAUGGAGAGUUAACCGUUCUUAGUUCCAGGAGGAAAUUUUUCACCCCGGCUGACCUCGAUGCUGGAGCAGUCAUUUAUCAGCAUGAUGGCAGCGACACCUACAGUGAUAACAUCAUAUUCAGGAUGACAGAUGGCACGCAUGACGUGGAGUUUUUGUUUCCCAUCACUGUUGUUCCAACCGACGACGAACCGCCCAUAAUCAAUGCCAACACUGGGUUGGUUCUGUUUAAAAACCAAAUGAUGCAAAUCUCCUCACUUACGCUCAGCGCGGCUGACAUCGACUCAGAAGAUUCAACAAUAAAAUUCACAUUAGAGCCUCCCACUUCAACAGUGGGGCAGGUGUUGCUGCGUCAGUCGGAGGCACCAGAGGACCCAUCUACUUGGAAGUUUAACACCGGGGAUGAAAUGUAUGAAAAAGUUGUGACUGAAUGGAUUCAGCGGGAUAUUACUGAUGGAAAGCUGUUUUACAAACACGUAGGGCCUCACAGCACCAGAGCAGUCUUGGAUCAGUUUGUGUUUAGAGUCCAAGAUGAUAAUGACCCACCUAAUCAGUCAGGUAAGAACUCUUUUAUAAUUAAAGUUCUCCCUGUUGAUGACCUCCCACCUGAACUGUACCCUGGCACAAACCUACAAAUGACUGUACACGAGUAUCAGCUUACCUACUUCCAAAAUAAAUUCCUCCGGUACACCGACCUCGACUCUGAGGAUCGUGAUCUCAAAUACACAAUCAUCCAACCACCAACGGACACAGAUGAGAAUAACCCUGUUGUACUGGGAGCUCUGGUGUUGACUGAGAACUCCAACACUGAAGUCACAAGUUUCACUCAGGCGCAAAUUAACCACCAUAAAAUAGCUUACAAACCACCGGAUCUUGAGCUAGGAAUUACCACACAUGUUGUACAGUUCAGGUACACUGUGGAGGAUUUGUCUAGAAACACGGCAGAAGGAAUUUUCCAAAUAUUCCUAAAGCCUGUGGACAAUAAACCCCCACAAAUAACAAACUCUGGAUUUACUGUCCUGGAACGUGGCAGACAUGUCCUUACUAGAGCUGAGCUGGACACCACUGACACAGAUACAGACAGCAACAAGAUAACCUUCACUAUUACGCAGCCUCCUCUCCAUGGUCAAAUCCAGUUUACAUUAACUGACUUGUCAAAAGGAGAUACUUUCAAUCUGCAGGAUAUUGGAAAUGGCAUGAUCUCAUACACCCACAGUGGAGACGAAUCAACAGCAGACUUAAUACAAAUUGAUGUCAGUGAUGGGGUGCACAUUGUCCCAAUAACUAUAAAGAUUACUGUGAAGCCGAUUGAUGAUGAGAUCCCCACUAUUAGUCUUCCUGCUGGCACGAUAGGAUCCUACUUAGAUGUACUGGAAAAUGGAGCUACAGAAAUUACAAGUAAUGUCAUCCAGGGAAAAGACGAGGACACUGAUGACCUCCGUUUGACCUUUAUUGUUGAAGACAAGCCAUCAUUUGGUGAAAUCCUGGUGAGAGGGGUUCCGUCUGACACGUUCACUCAAGCUGAUAUCAUUAACGGCUUUGUGCUCUAUGCUCACACCAGCGGCGAGAUAGGCAUGAACACAAAGGAGGACUUUUUCAACCUCACUCUGACAGAUAUGUCUGAUGAGUGGACUGUAGGAGGAAAUAAAAUUACAGGUGUUAGAGUGCAUGUAACUAUUCUUCCCCUGGACAGCCAGGCUCCAGAGGUCUUUGUGGGGCCACAGUUUAGUGUUACUGAGGGAGAAAAGAAUGUCAUUCACAUUCUUCACAUAAGUGCCGAUGAUAUUGAUACCCCCAGUGAUGACCUCCUUUGUACAAUUAUUGUACAGCCAACUUCAGGGUAUGUGGAAAAUAUAUCUCCGGCCCCAGGCUCAGAGAAAUCCAGAUCAGGAACAGCUAUUAGUGCUUUCACCAUCAAGGACAUCAGACAGAAUCACAUUUACUAUGUUCAAAGCAUCCAUAAAGGAGUUGAGCCAGUGGAAGACAGGUUUACCUUCAGAUGCUCUGAUGGCAUCAAUUUCUCUGAACGGCACUUUUUCCCCAUCUCCAUAAUCCCCUCUAAUGAUGAAAAGCCCGAGAUUUACAUGAGAGAAUUUGUAGUUAUGGAGGGCAUGAACAUAGUUAUUGACACUCCCAUCCUGAAUGGCGCUGAUGCAGAUCUUCCUUCUGAUCAUCUCACGUUCUACAUCACCAUCGCCCCUAGACACGGAUUUAUUCUCAAUCAACUUCCUACUGGCUCCGUCCUCGUGUCUAACUUCACCUUGGAUCAGAUCAGGGAGGCCUCCGGUAUUGUGUAUGAGCACGAUGGCUCAGAGACAACAGAGGACAGCUUUGAUAUUGUUCUCACAGACGGAAAGUUCAACGUAGAGAAAACAAUAAUAGUUAUGGUUAUCCCCGUGGAUGAUGAAACUCCAAGGAUGGCGAUAAACGAUGGCCUGGAAAUUGAAAUAGGUGAAGUUAAAGUAAUAAAUAGUAAUGUUUUAAAAGCCACUGAUCUGGACUCAGAGGAUAGCACACUGACUUACAUUAUCAGAUACGGGCCCGGUCAGGGAUAUUUGCAGAAAACUUUGCCAUCUGGUGAAUUCCAAAAUAUCUCAGUUGGAAUGAAUUUUUCACAGAAUGAAUUAGAUCAGGGAUUGAUUAUAUAUAUCCACAAUGGACAAGAGGGAAUCCGCGAUCUCAUCAAAUUUGAUGUGACAGAUGGGUUCAACCCUUUAAUCGACAGAUACUUUUAUGUAACAAUUGGUGGUAUUGACAUGGUUUUCCCUGAUGUAGUCAGUAAAGGUGUAUCCCUUAAAGAAGGUGGAAGAGUUACUCUGACAACUGACCUGCUCAGUACCAGUGAUCUUAACAGCCCAGAUGAACACUUGGUUUUCACCAUCACUCGCGCUCCUGUCCGGGGACACCUGGAAUGCACAGACACACCCGGGAUCCCAAUUUCAUCCUUUACACAACUCCUGCUGGCUGGCAACAAAAUCUACUAUAUUCACACUUCUGAUGACGAAGUGAAAAUGGAUAGCUUUGAAUUUGAAGUGACUGAUGGCUACAACCCCGUAUUUCGCACUUUUCGCAUCUCCAUCACUGAUGUUGACAACAAAAAGCCUGUAGUAACAGUGCACAGCCUGUUGGUGACCGAGGGAGAAAACAAGCUCAUCACACCCUUUGAAUUAACGGCUGAAGACAGAGACACAGUCGAUCGCCUAUUGAAAUUCACAGUCAUUCAGGUCCCUGUUCAUGGUCGUCUGCUCUUUAACAACACCCGGCCUGUCACCUCCUUUACAAAGCAGGACCUGAACCAAAACUUGAUCAGCUACAGACAUGAUGGCACAGAGAGUGCAGAGGACAGCUUCUCCUUCACCGUCACUGAUGGUACCCACACAGACUUCUACGUCUUCCCCAACACAGUAUUUGAGACACGAACACCCCAAGUGAUGAAGAUUAGGGUACUCCCGGUUGAUAAUGGGGUGCCACAAAUGAUAGUAAACAAAGGUGCCCCAAUGUUGCGGGUUCUGGAGACAGGUCACUUGGGAUUCAUCAUCACCAGUAAGACCCUUAAAGCUGAGGACAGAGACAGCAUUCAGGACUCUGUCACUUUUAGGAUUACUACAGCACCUGAACAUGGUUACCUGAUUAACCUUGGCAGAGGAAACGCCAGCAUAACCACCUUCACACAAGCUGAAAUCGAUGACAUGAAUAUAUGCUACGUUCUGAGGAAUGGUGAGAGUGCCACAAAUGAUAUCUUUCAUUUCUCCAUCGAGGACAGUGGAGGCAACAAGUUGAGGAAUCAGCAGUUUAGACUCAACUGGGCUUGGAUCUCUUUGGAAAAGGAAUACUAUGUGGUGGAUGAAGAGGUCAAGUUCCUCGAGGUUGUGCUUAAACGUCGUGGUUACCUGGGGGAGACUUCAUUUGUUAGCAUCGGCACAAAGGAUGGCUCUGCAGAAAAGGACAAAGACUUCCGUGGGAAGUCUCAAAAACAGGUGCAGUUCAACCCAGGGCAGACCACAGCCACCUGGAAGGUCAGGAUCCUGUCCGACAGCGAAUAUGAAGUGUCCGAGACAUUCCAGAUUGUUCUGUCAGAGCCUGUUAUGGCAGCUCUGGAAUUCCCUGAGGCUGCUACUGUGGAGAUCUUGGACCCUGAUGAUGAGUCAACAGUGUUCAUACCCUCAGCUGUGUACAACGUAGAGGAAGACAUCGGCGAGCUGCUUAUUCCUGUGCUCAGGAGUGGAGACGUCAGUCAAGAGCUGAUGGUCAUGUGCUACACUCAGCAAGUGUCAGCCAAAGGCACCAUCCCCACCACAGUGCUGUCCUACUCUGAUUACAUCUCCAGGCCUGAGGACCAUCACAGCAUUCUUCGCUUUGAUAAGGGAGAGAUAGAGAAAUCCUGUCGAAUAGUUAUAAUUGACGACUCUCUGUACGAGGAUGAGGAAAGCUUCAAUGUCACCCUCAGCAUACCCAUGGGGGGCCGCCUGGGCGCCGAAUUCCCCACAGCCAGAGUCGUAAUCAUUCCAGAUAUGGAUGAUGAUCCCAUUUUCUACUUUGGAAGCACGGAAUACCGUGUGGAUGAGAGUGAUGGCUUUGUGGAAGUGCAGGUGUGGAGAACAGGGACAGAUCUUUCCAAAGGAGGAUCUGUCACGGUGCGCUCCAGGAAGACAGAUCCCAUCUCUGCUGAGGCUGGUGUAGAUUAUGUGGGGAUCAGCCGGAAUCUGGACUUUGCACCAGGAGUGACCAUGCAGACGUUCCGUGUGACUGUUCUGGAUGAUCUUGGACAGCCUGUGCUGGAAGGUCCAGAGAAGUUUGAACUGGUGCUGAGGAUGCCCAUGAAUGGGAUCCUUGGGGAGUCAAGCAAGACCGUUAUCGUCAUUAAUGACUCCAUUUCAGACUUACCAAAGGUGCAGUUUCGUCACGCUGUGUAUGUAGGCGAUGAGAACUCAGGACAGGUCUCAACCGCUGUGUAUCGCAGUGGUGACACCAGUUACAAGUCCACAGUUCGCUGUUACAGCCGGCAGGGAACCGCCCAGGUCAUGAUGGACUUCAAUGAAAGGCCGAACACAGACGCCUCCAUCAUCACUUUCUUCCCAGGAGAGAUUGAAAAAUCCUGUUUACUGGUACUGGUUGAUGACUCAGAAUAUGAGGAGGAAGAAGAGCUUCGUCUUGUUUUGGGAAGCCCCAAGAGUGAUUCCCCAUUUGGAGCCUCUAUUGGAAAGCAAAACGAAACCCUCAUUAAGAUAAACGAUGAGGCAGACAGACCAGUUAUUAGUUUUGGAUUGACCAAAUUCAGUAUGAGUGAACCAAAGGAAAAGGGCCAAGUCUCGGUGGUGAAGAUCCCAGUGUUACGUGUCGGAGACACCUCCAAGGUCUCUGUUGUUCGAGUCCACACCAAAGAUGGAUCUGCCACCUCCGGGGAGGACUACCAUCCAAUAUCUGAGGAAAUUGUGUUCAAACAGGGUGACACAGAGCACUACGUGGAGGUGGAGAUUCUAUAUGAUGGGGUCAGAGAAAUGAGGGAGGCCUUCACUGUUCACCUUAAGCCUGAUGAGAACAUGGUGGCAGAAACAAAGAUGAGCAAAGCCAUCAUUCACAUUGAAGAGGCUAACAGCAUGGCGGAUGUGACAUUUCCCUCCAUACCCAGAGUGGUUUCUUUACUUCAUUAUGAUGACACCAGAAGGACCAGGCACGCUCUGCCAGUGACUGGAUACCCUGUCAUUUGUGUCACCGCUUGUGACCCCAAAUAUCCAGACUAUGAUAAAACAGGUUCUAUCUGUGUGAGCGAGAAUAUCAACAAUACGUUGACUCGCUAUCGUUGGCUCGUUAGCGCCCCAACCGGCCCAGAUGGUGUGACCAGCCCAAUGAGAGAAGUUGACUUUGACACUUUCUUCACCUCCUCCAAACUCAUAACGUUGGACUCAGUCUAUUUCCAGGCCGGCUCCAGGGUCCAAUGUGCUGCAAGGGCUGUGAACUCUAAUGGGGAUGAAGGUCUAGAACUGAGCAGCCCCAUAGUGUCAAUCAGCACAACUGAGGGAAUGUGUCAGCCUCGCGUUGCAGGAACUGUGGGGGCAGAGCCGUUCUCUGCCAAGCUUCGAUACAGUGGAGCAGAGGACACAGACCACCCCAAUCUCAUCAAACUAACUGUCACCAUGCCUCACAUUGAUGGGAUGCUGCCUGUGGUGUCCACUCGAUCCCUUUCUAACUUUGAGCUGACUCUGAGCCCUGAUGCGAGCCGGGUCGGACAGCAUCGCUGCUCCAAUUUGUUGGAUUACAGUGAGGUCGAUACUCGCUAUGGCUUUCUCACUGACGCCACCAAGAAUACAGAAGUGUUUGGCGAGACGAAACCUUACGAAUACAGCACUUCCCUAAGGGGGUCCAGUACACUGCGUUUCUAUAGAAACCUGAACCUGGAGGCAUGUUUGUGGAAUUUCACUAGCUACUAUGACAUAUCUGAGCUUCUCAGUGUCUGUGGAGGAACCAUUGGGACUGAUGGACAGGUUCUGAAUCUGGUUCAGUCCUACUUGACCCUGCGAGUCCCACUACAUGUGUCCUACGUCUUCCAUUCGCCUGUGGGAGCAGGAGGGUGGCAGCACUUGGACCUGCAGUCGGAGCUGAGGCUCACAUUUGUGUACGACACUGCCAUCCUGUGGAGGGAGGGGAUCGGUAGUCCACCAGAAGCUGAACUACAAGGGGCCCUUUACCCGACCAGCAUGCGUAUAAAUGUCCAGGGACAGUUGGUCGUGAACUUCCGCACCGAGGCUCGAUUCAGGGGCUUGUUUGUGUCUGAUCAUCCAGCUUCAUCCCUCUCCUCCAUGGUCAUGUGUCCUGACCACCCUGGUUUAACCUUUAACCUCAGCCUCGUUCGGAGUGAGCCGACCUACAACCAGCCCAUCCAGCAGUGGACAUUCAUCUCUGACUUUGCUGUGCGGGAUUACUCUGGCAUGUACACAGUAAAGCUGAUCCCUUGUACUUCUCCUCCAAGCUUGGAGUACACCAUCCCUCCCGUCUGCAAUCCCAGAGAAGCACUCUCCUUUGACUUGGAUAUCCGGUUUCAGCAGGUUAGUGACCCGGUGGCUGCUGAGUUCAGUUUAAACACCCAGAUGCUCUUACUCUCCAAACGGACGCUCUGGCUCUCAGAUGGGUCCAUGGGCUUUGGACAGGAGACUGACACCGCUUUCUCACCAGGGGACACGGUUUAUGGCAGAGUGAUGGUGGAUCCCGUCCAGAACUUGGGUGACUCCUUUAUCUGUAACAUAGAGAAAGUGUUCCUGUGCACAGGAGCAGACGGAUACGUCCCAAAGUACAACCCCAGCAACUUUGAGUUUGGCUGUCUGGCCGACGCUCCGUCUCUUCUCUACAGAUUUAAGAUCAUUGAUAAAGCUCAGCCAGAGACACAGGCCCACUCAUUUGGGGAUGUAGCCUUUAAUGCUUUUCUGGCGGUGGAUGACCCUGGAGCUUUACCUCUGGUGAGACAACCUGGAGCAGAUGGUUUCAGAAUGGAUUCUUCAGCCCUGUUCCAGGUGGCUGCAGGGAGAGAGUGGUACAUUCACUCCAUCUACACCGUCCGUUCCCGGACCAAUGCCAAUCGAGGCAUCGGGAAGAGAAGCCUGGAAUAUCAUGUAAUGAGCCAGUACUCCAAUCUUCUUCCAAAGAGCCAGCAUCGCAGCAAAAGGUCAGCCAGUGAUGUGCCAGACAUAGUAGACGAGAUUGGCGAGAGCAAUAACCGGGGCACCAACAUCUUGCACAUUGCGUUGGACCGCAGCAGCCAGCGGAAGAUGAGCCCAGAUGGGGAAAUCUUCACCAAAAGCAGCAAUCCUCGUGAGCUCAACAAGAGAGAAGGUGAUGAUGGACUGGUGUUAAUCAUCGGUGUCUUUGUUGGACUGCUCUUCACCGUGCUCAUCGUUAUUGUGGUUGUGCUACUAGUACGGGCAAAGCGUGAGAAGAAAGAAGUGCCCAGGAACUCCAGCAGUGCAGAGCCUAUGAUGAUGACUCAAGGCCUCAGCAGCACUGACAGCUCCGAGGUCUAACGGACCAACGGUCAACAGAUUUAAUCAACACUUUUAUUUUGCAAGUGCCUCACGUUUAGCUGAAAUAAAUAAAGAUUGUGUGUGAAGCAGCACAAACUACAAAAGCCUUGACAUUAUUCAGAAAACUACUUGAAGUAUUGCAUCACUUCCAAAGCCAGGGAGAAAUCUGGACACUAAGCAGGAGACGGAUGGUGUUAGCAGCUGCUUUCUGGUACUUGUCAAUAUGUCAGAACACUCUUAUUGUUACUGAUGGGCUUUUGUUGCCUACUUAUCCAAAAAAUAAAGGUUGUGUCGUGUUUCCAAAGGUGCUACGGGAGAUCUCCCUUAACUUGAAUGGCACUGGCUGUUUUGCUAAGUAGGUCAAGAGAAGCAGAUUUUAUUUUAUUAAUUUUUUUUUGCUUGCUGUUAUUAAACAGACUUUGUAUAUUUAAAGCUGCAAUGGCAAAUCUACAGAACAAUCUGGUUUUUAAAUACAAACACGGUCACGAGCUCUCGCCACUCCUGUCUCACACCCCCCUGGGUCUGCUUGAUACCAGAACACACAUUGCCACAGUAGAGCACAAAACUUCACAAUAGAGCACAAAACAGUGGUGUUCUGUUGCAAAAUGUGUGAGUGUGUAAUUAGUGGAUGACACAAGUAAAUGCAGAAGUGUGGUGUUUCGGUGAGACCGGCAACUAGAUGGUUCAAUUGGUGGUUUUGAACCGAGCCCUGUUAUUGGCUCAGGUUUUAAGACGCAUGAGAGAAAAUCCCUUCAUUCAUUUAUUUUUUUCAUUUGAUUUAAUUUCUACAAAAUAUUUAUAGUUAUCCUGUAGAUUGGAUGUUGAAAAUGUUUGAGAGAUAAUGUGUAGUUUCUACCAUUAAUCUCUGGAAACAUGCAUCAAAGUGUUGCUGAAAAUGAAUUAAGUGAUGCCCAGUUAUUGAACGUUAUUUAUGGUUUCGUAACCAUAAAAAUUGGGUCUAAAAUACAUGGGAGCAGGCCUAAGGGUUUUCUUCAAUGUGUUGAGGUACUUGGCCUCGCAAGGCGAUGUCUUGCGAGGCCAGGCACCUUGCUUACAAGGACACUGUCCUUCCUUGAUGAAAGAAAUUGGUUAAAUGGAACAGACUUGCAUCACAACCGCGGCUUCCACGGCAGUCACGUAACAUCACGUGAUACGGGAGAUAACAUUAUAUUUUAUACUUAUAUGUUUCAAUAUAAAUGUAUAACAAGCCUUUUACUUUUUAAAUUUGUAUAUAUUUGUUUAAUUAAAUAUGUAAGUGAGUUACUACCUGCUAGCCACUAAAGCUGCAACUACUAGCAUCUAACCAACCAUAUAUAACUGCUUUGGAUAUUUAAAAAAAAGCAUUUCAGAUAUCAGCCCGAUAGCUACAAUUAGUUGACUUACAUUUAAAUUUUCCCCCAAAGUAGCUGAUGGCUUCGGAACCGCCAUCCUUUAGAAAAUACUGCGGUGUAUUCUGGGAAAUUUUUGACCAAGGCUAGACUACACUUCUCCCGUGUAUCCUUGCUCAGCUAGCUAAACGCUAACAAAUGGAAAAGACGCCUCGGUAGAUCAUGAACAUUGGAACACGCCUUGGCAGUUCCUGAUGACAUAUCUCCUAGGCAACCAGAGCAGGACCAAGACAUCAAGGCGAGGUUCCUUGGCAUUGAGAAACACCCUUAGUCUGUGGGUGACACCACAUUAGACGACAUGUUUCCUUCUAUGGGAGCCCGUGAGGACAAAACACAUUUACUGAUUUGUAACAAAGGGUUACAAAACACUCACCAUUCAUAAACAUUGUUUUACACAUUUACCUCUUCACUUGUUGCCAGUGAUGAACGGCAACAACAACUGAUGUGCGUCACUUUGCUGGAGGUUGCGCUCCCAGGGAUUUUUGGCCCUAAUGGCCAUCCGUUGGUACGGUCUUACUCGAACACAAAAAUACUGCUUGCUUGCAAAGAUUUAUUUAUGUACUGCCCCCUAUCACCAGGAAAACACAUUCUCACUCUAAGCUAGCUUGUUGUGCAUAUUUGCCAUUAAAUCUAAGUGCACAAAGACAGUCCACAGAAUACGUUGAUUUAGUUUCGCUGCGUGCUCAAGAAGGUUCCAGGCUUUUGAGGGUUUUUAUCUAAAACGUUUGUCUUGUGUGAUCAGUAAAACAUGUAUUCAAAUUAAAUAACUCAGAACUCAUUAGAAUAAAACUGUUGUGUUCAUGUUUUGCAUGGGUUUAAUGUUUUUCUUUAGAGUUGAAUUUGUGUCUGAGCUGCUGUAUUUCUACCAGGCUGCAUUUUACUGUCUAUCCCUGUAUUUAUCGGUAGCACACAGUUAUUAUGACUUUUGUCCUGAUAUCUAAAUGUUGAACCACUGUAUGAUUUUAUGCAUAUGGCACUAAAAAAAAUAGAAGAAAAUUUUUUAAAGAAAAAUAGUAGGAAAGCAACUUUAAAGACAGCUGGUCUGCAGUAUAGUGUAGUAUAGCAACGGUUUAAGGUCAAUCAAGUUUAAAAACAAUUUUCACUCUUGAUGAAUGAACUUGUACACUAUUUUUAAUUAUUCGCUAAUGUAGUUUGGUAGAAAUAACACCGACACUAAAUCUGUCACAGCGAGGCUUCAUGAUGACCGAGUUUUAAAUAAUUAGAAUAAUAUUUUAAGCAUAAAGGGAAUUUGAUGUUUUAAUCUCAGUCACUGCUGUUCUCAUCGUUCUCUGGAUGAUUUAUUAGUGCUAAAUUUAAGUUAUUUUUCAGUGCUUUGCUUUGUGGCGUAAAUCGUGUAUAUUCCCGUGGUUGUUUUUAUCCUUAUUUGAGAUUUUCUACAUGAUACGAAUAUCUAUGGAAAGUUACUGUGUCAUGUUUUCAGUGUAACACUGUAAAUUACACAAAACUCGCCAAGAUUUUGGUUUAUUUGUGCGUUUUCCUAAUUUCAAAGCACAAUUUGAAUACCUCUUUAUUCCUCUUGUCUGUUAAAUAUGUUGAGCUUACAUAGUUUGAUUUAGAAAUUGAAAACACUUCUAUGCAACCUGUAACAUUUUUAUUAAAUGAUUUUUUGUUUGUUUUCACACAAUCAGCUCACUAGUUCAGGUGUGAAUGUGUGUUUAUGUCUUGUUUUUUUUAUACAUUGCAGUGUUUUUUUAUGAAUUAUUGCUUUGAUUUCAUUCUGAGUGUUUUAAGCACAUUUAUGUAUGUAUGUAUAUACAUAUAUUUUACAUAUAAAUGUACCAUUUGGAGGAUUGGGGGAAUGGCUAUUGUUUAAAUGGUUAUUGUUAUUUGCUGUAAGGAUUUGUAUCACAGACCUGAAGCACAACCUGGUCUGCAAAUAAAUAAUUUUUCAAGAAAA
Messenger RNA from Nothobranchius furzeri (turquoise killifish), 12807 nucleotides. It is a transcript of the gene frem2b, whose product is annotated as FRAS1 related extracellular matrix 2b. Gene Ontology annotation, cellular component: membrane. NCBI's taxonomy places the organism in Eukaryota, Metazoa, Chordata, Actinopteri, Cyprinodontiformes, Nothobranchiidae. Gene Ontology annotation, biological process: anatomical structure morphogenesis; cell communication. The record is from RefSeq and is a predicted model, not a curated record.